GUGAUACUGGUAAGUAUGAUGAAGUGGUUUCACAACAAAAGUGUUUCUAUUGGUGGCUCAACAUAUUUCCACCCUAAUCCGUGGAUGGUGUUAGUGAUGUCAGAAAGAGUUUAAAAUAAAUCCAGCACCAAGGACCCCAUGCAGCCCGGAGAGGGAGAGACAGAGCAAGAGCACAGGGAGACCCAGCUUGGCCAUCUGUAGCUUUAGACACACAAUCAGCCCCUCGCCACAGUCAGUAGCCCAACAGCCAACAGGCCUGUCACCAUGAUUUUUCUAAUGGACAUGCAGAUGAUGCUCCUGGACGUUGUGUACUUCAUCCUGCGUGGGUGUUUCAGGAUCGUCAUGAGGCCGCGCACUAAGGACAUCAGUGAGGAGCUGGUGCUGAUCACUGGGGCUGGCGGGGGGCUGGGGCGUCUCUUCGCCCUGGAGUUCGUCAGCCACGGAGCCGAAGUCGUGCUGUGGGACCUGAAUCCCGAGACCAACGAGACGACGGCCAAACUGGUACGUGAGGCAGGUGGAAAGGCCUACACUUACACGGUGGAUGUCACCAACCGGGAGAAGGUGUACCAGACGGCCAAUCUCGUCAGGAAAGACCUGGGCCGGGAUGUCACGUUCCUGGUUAACAAUGCCGGCGUGGUGGCAGGGCAGCGCAUGUGGGACGGUGCAGACGACAUGGUGGAGAGGACACUGAAGGUCAACUGCCAUGCCCACUUCUGGACGGUGAAAGCUUUCCUGCCCCAGAUGAAGGCUAAUAACCAUGGCCACAUUAUCACCAUCGCUAGUGUCCUGGGGCUCUAUGCCACUGCCUAUGUGGAGGAUUACUGUGCCAGUAAGUUUGCAGCUGUUGGCUUUCAUGAGUCCUUGGCCCAUGAGCUCCUGACGGAGGAAGAGUGUGAUGGUGUCAAGACUACACUGGUCUGUCCCUACCUGGUAGAUACAGGAAUGUUUGAUGGCUGCAAGAUAAGGGAAGAAGCAGAAUUGGUUCUACCAGCUCUAGAUCCUGUUUACUGUGUUCAGCAGGCAAUGAAUGCAAUUCUCAUUGACCAACCAUUUGUUUGCAUUCCAAGAAUGACCUACAUCCCUUACAUGGCUCGGACGCUGCUUCCCUGGGAAGCUAAUGCGGUAAUAUAUCGCUUUGUGGGGUCUGACAAGUGCAUGUCUCCCUUUAUUGAGAACAUGAAGAAAAGGACAGCCAAUGGAGCCAUCAAAGCUGCAUAGACAUCACAAAGUAGACGCACAUCCAUUCAACACUGACGCCUCUACACGUAACAGUUAUGGGUACAUUACUGUAAUGGGUACAAUUUGGACACAUUCCUGUUCGUACAUUCAGCGAGCUGGUGGUAAAGUGCAACCCGAGAGCAGCUGACUUGGAUUCCUGUGUAUGAUGUAUUUAUUUUUGGGUCAUUCUUUAGAUCCUGGAUUACGUGUCAAUUUAGAGAAAUGGAAUACAGUUGGAUGAUCCUCCCUAAUAUAAACUCUCUAGAGUCUACUUCUGUCAUGUAAAAACCCUGAAACCAGUUGACUAUAAGUGCCCAAGUCCCAUGCCCGAGUCCUGCUAUGCAUUCAGGUUUAGGUUAGAACUUGACGUUGAGACAUUCACCAACCACUGACUUGUCUCAAUCAAUGUCCUGAGUUUAGCUAUGAACCUGAGUGGUAUAGUAGCACAAAGGAAGCUGGUGUGACUUGAUAUUAAAGCAGCAAUAAGUAGUUCUGUACCAAAACUAGAGAGCUACCUACCUAAAAGGCAUGCAA
Messenger RNA from Clupea harengus (Atlantic herring), 1752 nucleotides. It is a transcript of the gene rdh20, whose product is annotated as retinol dehydrogenase 20. Gene Ontology annotation, cellular component: lipid droplet. The record is from RefSeq and is a predicted model, not a curated record. Gene Ontology annotation, molecular function: oxidoreductase activity, acting on the CH-OH group of donors, NAD or NADP as acceptor. Lineage: Eukaryota; Metazoa; Chordata; Actinopteri; Clupeiformes; Clupeidae.